This is a messenger RNA of Pteropus alecto (black flying fox), 4451 nucleotides long. RefSeq names its product PNMA family member 8B (gene PNMA8B). The transcript is spliced from 2 exons. The coding region runs from base 431 to 2239 and encodes 602 amino acids. NCBI's taxonomy places the organism in Eukaryota, Metazoa, Chordata, Mammalia, Chiroptera, Pteropodidae. The record is from RefSeq and is a predicted model, not a curated record.
AACUGCUGAGGUCGGAGCGGAGGGUGUGCGCCCAGACGCGGCUGGAGUCUGGCCCCCGGCGGCUCCCCUCCCCCGCGCCGCUCCAGGUGCCACGGCGCCGCCCUCCCCUGCACCUGGCCCGGCGCUGCGUCACUCAGGCCGGGGACAAAGGGCGGAGCGGCGGGUCCCGCGGCAUCCCCGGGCCUGACACGUAAGCCCCCUGCGGAUUGUCGGACAGUCCUGGGGAGGGGACCUCGGGAGAGGCCGCUGCGUCAGCGGGCCAGAAGGUGCGGGAGCCCGGAUCCCCGAGCCCUCAGCCCAGCCACUCACCUGAACUUGAACUCCAAGCCCUGCGGGGCGCUGUUCCAGAGUGGGAUUCGCAUAGGGCACUGCAGCCCGCGUCCGCCUCGGGCUCCCUCCUGCCCCGAGACCAGCGCCAGCGGGCGGCACCAUGGCCGUGAGCCUUUUGCAGGACUGGUGCAGGGGGCUGGACGUAGACGUGCACAGGGCCCUCCUGGUCACCGACAUCCCCGAGGGCCUGGAGCAGGAGGCCAUCGAAGCCGCCCUGCAGCCCGCCUUCCUGCCCCUGGGCGCUUUCAAGCUGCGGAACACGAGAGCCGUGAGGGACGAGAAGGCCAAGGCGGCGCUGGUGGAGUUUGCGGAGGACAUUAAUCACUCCGCCAUCCCCAGGGAGAUCCCGGGCAAGGACGGCGUCUGGCGGGUUCUGUGCAAAGACCGCGCGGAGGACACAAAAGUCCUGACGCAGAUGAAACGCUUGCUGCUGGAUGAAAGGCCCGCGCAGGCGGAGGCGGCCGGGGCCCCCGCGCACACGCCCACCCCGCCCGCCUCGGAGACUGAGGCCCAGGGCUCGGAGCCCACGGCCAGGGAGGCUGGCCUCCCUCCCGCUGUCGCCAGCGGGGCGAGGAGGGGCCGUCGGGGUCGCAGAAGCAGAGCCAGAGGCAACAGGUUGUCCGAUGACAGCCUGGGCAUCGUGAUCGAGGAGAUCGCCGAGGACGACCUGAGCGGCGACCAUGACCAGAGGGCGCUGUACGCCACGCUCCAGGCCGCCGCCAAGGAGCUGGCGAAGAAGUGGGCCCUGCAGGCAGAUGCGGACGACGGCGACGGUCCCCGCGAGUUCCUGGCCCUGGUGACGGUGACGGACAAGGCCAAGAAGGAGGCGAUGGACCACGCGCCCGCUGGGGCCGAGUCGGUCAGCCCGAACGUGGAGGACCCGAGGGCGGCGCCUGACUUGGUGGCCCUCCUUGCUGUCAGAGACGCGUCGGACGAGGAGCCGAUGGAGAGCGACGCUUCCGAGAGCGAGUCGCAGGAAAACGGGGACCAGGACCGAGAGGGGGUGGGCAACCCCGAGUUUGUGGCCAUCGUGGCGUAUACAGACCCCUCGGACCCCUCUGCCCGCGAAGAGAUGUUGAAAAUCGCUUCGGUGAUAGAGUCGCUGGGCUGGAGCGACAAGAAAGACACAGAGGAUGUCCUUCCGGAGGUCCUGUCCGUCAUGUCCAAGGACACGUCCGGAACCCGCGUGACGGUGGAGGAGGCAGGCCGCCAGGUGGACGCCAUGGUCCUCAGGAAGGCCAAGGACGACGGGAACCUUCUGGAAUGCAUCUCUACCUUGGCGGAGCCGGAGACCGCGCCCAAGGGGAAGAAGGCCCCGCGUGGGCUCCUCGGGGGCUGGGGUGAUGACGAGGAAGACGAGGGGGGCCUCCUGGAACUGGUGGCGCUCCUGGCUGCCCAGGACACGUCCGAGGCGAUGAAGGACGGCAAAGGAGAGGCCUGGGAAGGCGGGAAGUUCAAAUACGCCAAGGGCAGCCUGCGGGAGGUCCUGGCGCUCCUGGCCGCGCGUGAGAACCGGGAGUCGGAGGAGGAGUCCGAGGGGGCUUCGGACGGGGGCUCGGACGAGGCGUCCGAGGACACGGAGAGCGAGGAGUCGGAGCUCGAGGACCCGGCGUCCAGGAAGCCGCGGGCCAAGCGCGCCCGCACGGCCUCCAAGGUCCUGGGUCAGGCCGGCGCCUCCUCGGGGCCCCGCAAAACCCGACGGGGAGGCCGAGGCCGCGGCGGGCGGGGCGUCACUCCCGAGAAGAAAGCCAAGGACGAAGCGGCGGGCGACAAGAAAAAGAAGCGGCGUGCAGGCGCCGGGGCGCGCGCCAAGGCCGGCGACGCCAGAGGGCAGCCGCCCACCGGCUCCAAGUCGGCCCGCGGGAAGAAGGCUCGUCGGGGCCGAAGGCUGCCCCCCAAGUGCCGCUAGCGGCGCUCAGAGACGGCGUGGCCGCGGCCGGGGAUGUGGCCUCUCCCUCCGCGCUCCCUCCGCCCUCCCUCCAGCAGAAGCCGGUCUCCCGCUUAACCGUGCGCUCUGUGCUCUGCUGUGCGCGCGGCGCGCACCGCGGGUCUCACCUUCACCUUCCAGUUCCUCCUUUGCAGGUGGCCCGAGCGACCCUGACAGACGAAGGAGAGAGAAACAGGCACCCCUGGAGGCAGCAGCCCCAGGUGAUGGGCUCUUGUUUUAGGGGCACCAAGUGGGCGUGGCUUUGGGUGGCCCACGGGAGUGUGUCCGUGGAGACGGGCACGGCGAGAGGUCAGCAGUGCCAGAGAGUUCUUUCUGGUUCUCUGUGGGGCCCGAGUGGUUCCAGACAUAUGCUUCUGGCCACUGUCCCUCCGCCUCAAUCCGUUGGAGCCUGAGGUCUGUGCUGAAGGCUUGGCCACCUGCUGGGUGGUGGGUGUCAGGAUGGAGCCGAGUUCCCUGCCUGGGGGAACAGAUCAUUCGGGAUAUGCCUGGGCGUGUAACUUCUCCAGAAAGAGAAGCCUGAGAGGCAGAGGGGGCCGCUCCUGGGAAAAGAGGAGAGGUGGGAAGGCGAGGGAGGAGUGGGGGACGCAUUACCAGGAGCUGGAGAGGAGGAGGAAGAAAUGGAAGGACCAAGCAGCCCCGCCCACCUCAGGUGCAGCUGAAACAAAUGAGCCAGCUCCUCAAGGCGAAGGCCACCUGCUGGUGUCCACAGGCUGAUUCUAUCAGUCGGAUUGCACUGUUUUCCAAUGAUUUGCCACCGUUUUCAGUUUGGGGCAAUUCACACCCAGAUGAUUGGCUUCUCUCUGCAGUGCCAGGCGGCGUCCCUCCCUCAGGCUGACCAGCCCCUGAUUUAAGAUGAUAGGGUCUCCCAGUUCACCUGCUGAGUGAAUUAAAUACCGGAGGGGACCUGAGGGGACCCCUGAGAGGUGGGGGCUGGUCCGGCCAGCGUGGGAGCUGACCAGGGGCCUAGAGAGGAGGUGUCUAGAGAGGAGGAAACGCCCCUGGGAGAGAGCUGCAGUCCAGCCCUGGAGUCCCCUCCCACCCCCGCCCCCCCAGUAACCUGGCCUGGCGCUGUUGGGGUCAUCACCUGCUGUCCCAAAUGCAGAUGCUUCCGUGUCCUCUCAGUGUCUGUGUGGUGACCUGUGCCUCGGCCCUCUCCGCCCAUCUCAAUGUUUUCUCUCAGUAGCGACCUCCACUGGACACCCCACCAGUCUUGGGGGCUGUAUGUGUAUCUGUGUCCCGGUUCCCGUCCCCCGGAGGUGACCAGCCCCUCGUGCCGGGAAGGUCCUCCCUGCGUGUCCUGAGCAAGGCACAGGGGCCUGGGCGUGUCCUCGCAGCCCAACCCGACUGUCUGAGCCGAGCCCCACCUUGGGGCGUUCAGACGCAGAAGCGGACUCGGGGGCUCCUGGAGUUGGCCCCCUCGGCCGCAGGGACCACCACCCUGUGACGGAGACGAGCUUACCACGGAUGGGGGCGGAGUGGGGCUGAGGAGAAAGGCCCCGCCUCCCUGGGGUCUCAUGGACUUCAGGGCCUGGGCCUGGGCCCAGUGGCCUCCGGAGGUGCCUGGGCUGGGGCGGAGCCCCGCGUGUGACCCCUCUGACUUCUCCCGCGGCAGUUUAGGGCCCUCUCCUUGUGCACUUGUGUCUCCCGGGAUCCCCCAGUAAAGUGAACUAAAUAUUCCGGCCUGGUCUCUCUAUUCUCCGGGCAGUGGGGGCGGGGAGCGUCCGGGAUGCCCCGCCCGUUGUGACUUUCAGCAAGAGCAUCCUGGGACUGCCCUGUCACUGAUUUACACCCGGUGUCCUUUCUGCUUCCAUGCUUGUGCCCCCGCCCCCAGCCCCCUGCCCUAAUCCACCGACAGAAAUUCUGCCAUGCCCUGGCGUCUAAAUGCUCUGUCCCUGGCCUCCUUCCCCAGCUCCAAUCUCAGCUGUCCCUUGCUUGCCCUGUCGUAUCUUACCAGGUCCCAGCCGUCCAUCAUCUUUAGGUCCCUGCCACCAAACCCCCUUUGCUGGCCCACCCAACUACACCUUUGGGGCCCCAGCCCUCAUCCUCAAUCCUGGCUCCGAGCUCACCUUCCUUCCCACGUCCUGGUCAAACCUCUGCCCCGUUCACUAGCUCCCGUGUCAGUUUCCAUCCGAUCUUACCUCAUCAGACCCCAGCCUGAACACGCUCUCGCCCC